Nilaparvata lugens (brown planthopper) is the source of this 1256-nucleotide messenger RNA. It is a transcript of the gene Rnf146, whose product is annotated as E3 ubiquitin-protein ligase rnf146. The record is from RefSeq and is a predicted model, not a curated record. Lineage: Eukaryota; Metazoa; Arthropoda; Insecta; Hemiptera; Delphacidae. Gene Ontology annotation, biological process: Wnt signaling pathway; ubiquitin-dependent protein catabolic process. Gene Ontology annotation, molecular function: zinc ion binding; poly-ADP-D-ribose binding; ubiquitin protein ligase activity. Gene Ontology annotation, cellular component: nucleus; cytoplasm.
UGUCGAUGCUAUGUCGUGUCUGAGCUGUGGUCUGACGAAGCUAUGCACUAAGCUGUGGCUAUGUCGUGUCGUAGUUUGAGCUGUAAUUUGUCGAUGCCAUGGUUGUUUCCCUGACAUACAUCAAAAUAAGUAUUUUUGCAACAAUUAUUAGGCUUUGUUUGUUAUAAUUUUUGAUGAUUCAACAUACUUAUCAAUAGAAUCAAAAUAUUUUAUCCAAAUUCUUACUUUUAGAGGCUGAAAUAACCUUCAUUAAUCUAUGAUUGUUCAACAACUUUGUUUAGCCUCUUGUUUGUUUGUUCCAACUUGAAUUUUUGAUUAGAAAUUAAUUACAUUAGUCUGUAGCUAGAUAAAAUGCUCAUUUUUCACUGUUCUUAUUAACAACUUGGUAUAUUAGUAAAAAGUCUAAUCUCAAAAAUGGCAGAAGGAACAAGAUCAAGGGUUGAUUGUGAACCGAGAAGAUCUUCUCGUCGACGAAGGAAGCCAGUUCUAGAAAACACCACUAAAAAGGAGUGCAAAAAUGAUCCAGUUCAUAAGGCUACAGAAGUUGAUAGCGAUCCGUUAGUGCCAGAGUGCGCAGUGUGCCUGCAGCCAUGCGUCUAUCCGUCACGGUUGCCCUGUUCACACAUCUUCUGCUUUCUCUGCCUGAAGGGCAUUGUCACACAGAGCAUGAAAUGUGCCAUGUGCCGUCAGCCGAUUCCUGCCGACUAUCUCGAUCAUCCAGAUUUGGUACCUGUCUCCGCCUCCUCUGCCUCGGCAUCUGAUGCUGUCGCCGACAAGGAUGAUGCGACGGCAGGCUACCAGUGGUUCUACGAGGGGUGGUGGCAGUAUGACGUGCGAACAAACGGCGACCUUGAAACGGCGUUCAAGCAGGGCGAUCGCAGCUGCGAGCUUCUAAUCGCUGGUCACCUGUACCUGGCCGACUUCGACGCCAUGCAGCAAGUGCGUCGCGACGAGUCGUUCCGUGUGCGUCGCAUCAAACGCGACUUGGCAACAAUGCCGAAGAAGGGCGUGGCCGGGCUGAGGCUGGGCGCAGUCGCCGGCAGCGCUCCCAGCGAUGAUCUCGCGAACCAGAUGGCCAACUUGUCGCUGACAGCUGAAAGCAGUACCGAUGUCUCGAGACAAUAAUAACCGUAACCUUCUAGCGACAGAUUCAAUGUUGGGUUUGUAGAUACCGUGAUACACCACUACCUCCGUAAACUAAGCCGUAGUGCAUUCUGGUGACGUCAGCACAGGUAGGGCUCCUACACCAAUAAAAA